GCAUCCUGCUGCAUCUUCACAACUCGCAAAUCCAAUGAACUUUAAUUAAAAAUCUGCAGUGGGUGUUUAUAUCUCAUAAAUGUUAAUAAUGAGGAUGUGAACUAAUUAUCCCUACAAAAAUGUCGGUUACUUAGAACCAUUUUUUACUGAAUCUGUUAAGGAAAUUAAGAGAUAUGGACUUAGCUGAGACAAUGAAGAACGUCCUCGCCAAGGGGAUGCAACAGACGUCGGUUAAUGACCUACCGACUUCUGCAAACAUGGGCUUUCCUGGUACAGGUUAUGUCACAGAAAAAUUGUAUAUGUUACUACAACUGUAUUUGCAAAACAAGGGCUGGAACCCUUCGGUGGAAUUGCUCCAAUGUUUUACAGAACUUAAAGAGACUUCUAUGCUUCCCAGUGCUGCUUAUUUACAAAUGAUGGCAUCUAGAGUAACUCUAGACUCUCAGGGUCGAUUAAUUCUUAGAGAAAAUGGUAAGAUCAUAUUGCCUUUUGAACAUUUUGCCAAUGCUGUGAUGCUGAAACAUAUGAAUGGACCACAUGGAUUACAUCUAGGGGUUGAAGCAACUGUGAGGGCUGUUAUGGAUUCAUAUACAAUAGGCAGAGAAAAUUUCGGAAUGGAAAAGGAAUUCAUUGUAGAAGUGGUGCAGAAUUGUCCUAAUCCAGCAUGCAGAUAUUACAAAAAUCAAAUGGAACUCACACAAAAGACAUUACAACACUUGAAUGCUGGUUAUUUGGGUGAAUCUCAACCUGGGGGUAAUGAUUUACGAAGCAAAGCAGCAGCACAGCAACAACAACAACAACAGCAGCAGCAGCAGCAACAACAACAACAGCAGGUUCAACAGCAACAACAACAGGUUCAACAACAGCAGCAGCAACAUUUUGAAUUGCCGUUAAUGGAGCAUAAGAUUACAGACUUUUUAAGAGCCAAUUUGGAAAAUUUGGAUGGACUAUCUUCUGCCAAUAAAGAUUUAUUGGCACUCCACAAUGGUGCUUGGACACCCACAGCUCCCAACACGCCCUCUUCUUCAUCGUCCACUUCCGUGGAUAAAAAUUUAUCAGAGGGAGGUCAAGAAAAGAUCGUAAGAGCUUUCAGUGAGGUGAUGAAGAACAUGGCUAGAAUGAAGACUUACGUUCGUCCGGCGAUGUGUAAACCUUAUGGCAAACAAUCGGAGGCUUUGCAAAAAACACUCAUGGACACCAUCCAGUUGAUCCAAUCUUUGAGAAGUUUCCUUCCUCCACCACACAUCCAAGUAAGCUCUUGGAAAAAUGAAGAUAAACAUCGUUAUGAAGAAUCUUAGGUUUGUAGAAGAAGGUUUUGUACUUUUGAGUAAGUAUGAAUGAUAAACCAGUUGAUAUGACCAAUAUUAUUUGACAAAAACAAAUAUUCUAUGUGCCUACAGGGAUUAUAUCUCUUUUACAGAGCCUUCUUAAGUUAUAUAGAUGUUCUUAUAGAGUGUCCUAAUAAUUAAUGAUGCAUUUGAAUAUGAUUUCAUACAACCUGUGGGCAGAUGGCAUAUGUGUUUUGAUAAUACUUGUUUUUAAGAGUGGCCUGAAAGUUAUUGUGUAGAUUGUUUUCUGAAGAUACAAAAAAACCUAGAAAAAUAUUUUCUGAGGCUUUAGCCUUUCAUUUUUGAGUUAAAAUUUACCUGAAUCUGAGGAAAUUUAGUCUUCUCAGUAUAUUUUCUGUAUAUUUUACUAAUACAUGGAUUAUUUACUAUUCAAGUGAUUGUACCUUCGUUUUGUACCAGAUAUGGGGGAAAAUAGUCAAAUUGUUCCGAAAGGAUUUUAGCUAUAUUUAAAAUUUACAUUAUAUUUUCAGUCCACUCCUAUUUUUUUGUUAUUUGUUAAUCGUAGAUAAUUAAUCACACUAUAUCUCAGUGAUUUAAGUAACCUUUUUACCAUUAGCAUCAUAUAAUCAUCACUCUUAUUGAUAAGCAGCUCGAUUAUAGUCAGUUUUGACAUCCUUUAAAAGGAUAUAAAUAGUAUUUUUAUGUUCCUUCUAGUUUUAGUGACCUUUUUGUUGUAAUUUAGUGAAAAUUUAUAGUGACAAUCGAUAUUUUUUUUUGAGUUAUUUACCAAAUUUUGUUCAUUUUAGACCUAUUGGUUUAAAUAUUGCCUUUGGAAAUUGUAGAAAAAUCUAAACUAAACAGCAACUAAUCAUUUUAUUAUUUUUCAAAUUAGAGGUGAGUAAAUACUGGUUAAAAAUUAACGGUUAAAAAAUAACUAUACCUGCGUGGAAUCGGUUACGAAUGCGAAUCAACAUGCAAUUUAGUUUUAAACUCUAGUGAAUAUUUAGCACUGAACAGGAUACCAAGUAUGUUGUUUGUUCGACAAAAAGUGCCAAACAAACAUACAACAACGGAAAAGAAUGCAAAGCGUGUUUCAUUCCAAUUCAGUCUUGAUUAAAAAAUAUGAAGGAACCGAUUCAUAAACAAUUUUGAACAUCUCUAAUCGCAAACACAAAAUAUUUGCGCUUUUUGCAAUCAAUCCAAAGGCAACACUUGAAUCUUGACAUUUUAUUUAAUUUUUAUUGUUAGUACACACAUCUCAAAUCUUCCAUUUUAUUGGAUAGGAUGUAAAUAUAUCAUAAAAGCUCUCUCUGAAUGUAAUAAAUGAAAGGAAAAAGUUUUUAAUCUGAUCUAUUUGAAAAGUUUUGUUAAAUGUACAAAUCUAUGACGACAAGAUGCAAAUAUAGGAGGAAAUAGAGAAAGAUUGUAGAGGAAAUAAAGUUCCAUGACCAAUUAGUGAACUAGGAUCGGUCAAUAUGAAAUGAUACUCGUGACAAAUUAAUCAGAAAAUCCUAAAAGAAUAACAACUGCUUUAUUAUGAAUGAAAAGUAUUUGUUUAAUGCAAUUUUGGGCGAUAACGAUGAUGGACAAACACCACAUUUGUUAACAAUUACAUCCUUGCAAAAAUAUGGUAUUCUAACCAUAAUAAUUGAUGAUAUAAUUUAAAUUCUCCGAUUUUUUUUUUACAAAAUUAUCUGAAAACAAUUUCUUUUCAUUGUCAUUUUUUUGUAGCCCCACGUUGGGUGCCAAAAGAUCGAUCAAAAACUUUUUGAGCAGGUGCAAGUUGUGUUUUUUGUGAUAACUUUGUACUUAAUCUCCUUAGGAUGAUUUGUAAGAAAUUAAUACUGAGAUUAGGAAAAACUGUUUAUUUUUCUUCUUUUUAAGUAGUACCAGAGCACAAGUUACUGCAAAUCUUCAAAUGUUUAUGUAUACUAUCUUUUAGUUGUGUAAGCAAGGGUGUUAUUCGACCAUGAUCAAAGAUUUAAAUACGAUUCCAUUCGUUUAGAUCCAUCUCAUCAGUUCUUAUGUACAACAGACACCAAACAUGGCCGAAUUAGGAGUAUGAGCUUCUAUCAAAAUAAUAAUCCAUUAAGAAAUUGGAUUAGUAGGCAUCUCUGAACCUACAGUUCCUACAGGAGGUUUAAAAACCCCGCCAUUUACAUUACAUCACGGUAACUUACUUAGUCAACGUACCGAAAGGCAAGAACCAACUGUUAAUAGGAGUAAUCGAUAUAUCUGGAGAUCUAACCGUUGACAACCACUAUGUCUCUUCUGUUAGCUCAAUACGAGUUUCUGUUGACACAUUAUUCAGCGAAUAGUGCAGAGUUCCAGAUGGCUUAUAGGAACUGACUUCCCUCUAUGUUUAUACUCUCGGGAUAGCUUCGGAUUUCGGUUGUUUCACGAUUUCCUGAGAAGUCCUGAUGCCCAAUAAAUUGUGUGUAAGUGAAAAUUUUUAGAAAAAUGUACUGCAAAAGUGUAAUAGUGAAAAAAGUAUUUUUUUAUCAAUGCAAUCUUCUUUUACUUAAAUAUGGGUCGUUAAAACUAGUUUUGCACCAAAUAUGACAGUAAUUGCAAUAAUUCCCACCGUGCCUUUGAUUAGCGACAAAGCAGAUACAACCGAUAAAAAACAUUAAUAUUUGAUCAUGGUAGAACGACUUGCCAGGUAUAUUUGUUUAAUAUUUUUUAUAUGUUAGGUAUAUUAUAGAUAGGAAUAUUGUAGUAAUAAUUAUUGUUGUGUAGAAGAGGGGCCAGUCUACAUCGGCUUUUUCUAAAUCUAGUCAAACGAAAUUAAAAAUUGAUAGCCCAAAAUUUGCGCUGUGAUUUUAGAAUCCAGUCAACCCUUACAUGUUUUUAUAUUUAUUUUUUGAUUGGAUGCAUUGACGUUUUUUAUAUUAAUUAAAUUGACCGUAGAUCUGAGCCUAUUUGUAAGAUCUGUGAACGUUUGCCGCCGAAUUCAAUUUAUGAGUGACUUGACACAAGUCAUGCACUAGUAACGUCAUAACCGCCAAGUUAUAGCGACGAGGCUAAAAGUAACACGAAAACAGAACAUAUUAUCAGUCUUUUGUGACAAAAUAUAUACUACGAAUGAAAUAACGAGGUAAUAUGUGCGUUUAAGACACAGAAAUGGAAUAUAGUGUAUAAAAAAUAUUACAGUCAGUAGAUUCAGCAUUCUAAAAUAAAGAAAUAUGUUUAUGUGAAGCUGAUAAAAAAGGCUUUUGUGUUGAGGAGAAAGGAAAAACCAUUGUAACUCUCCAAUGCCAUUGUAAAAAGUUCUACAUAGAACACAAAGUUGUAAUAUGAAAAUUAAAAGUAUUAUUAGGAGAUUAUAUAUUUCUAUAUUCUUCGUAGGUACUUAACACUAACUUGUGUUAUGUAUGAUUUUAAGAAAUAAAAAUGAAAUGUAAUGGAAAAGUAUUGCAAUAACUAGAUGAAAAAUACCAAAAUAAAGAAACAUGUUGAAUAUUUUUAUUAAAGAAGGUAAUGCGAAAUUACUGUAUGUGUACUUUGAGAAAUAUUGUAGACAAUAGUUGAAUCCCCUAGUGCAUGAAAAGGUUAAAAGUACAAUUAAGCAGUGCAGUAGCAAGAUAGAUAUAUUUGUCUUCAUUUUUAACAAAGAACAUCAUAUAUUUACAAGGAGCAACAUGAAAAAGGUGGCAAAUUAUUGUUCACAGAUAUAUUUUAUAUUUAUGUGUAAAGACUGUUAACAGAUCUGGUGGAUAAUGAGUAUAAAUGUUUAAGAAAUUUAUAGGUUAACAAUAUAUAUUGGUAUUUUCCUCAUAAGAUUGUUCCAUGUCAUGCCAUUCGACAUUGUAGUUUUCGCACAAGGUUGCUGUACUAUCGAGAAAGUAGGGAAUUAUGAGAUGAUGAAAAUAUAAGGUUAUUAUUAUUAGUUCAUAGAUUUACCUUGUGCAUAAUGAAAAAUUACCACGACACGAAAUAAGAAAUUAUAGUGAAGGAUUUGUAUUGAAUUUAAAUAUAAAACAAAUUGCUACUUAAGGAUCUUAGACAUUUUAAAUUAAUUUAAAUAUCUUAGAUUGUUCCAUAUUAAUUUUUAAAGGAAAAUUAUCACCAUAAAGAGUUCGACGGGUCUUCGAAAAUGUUUUUGAAUCUCUAGAUGAUCAAAUAAUUUUAAAAUUUUGGUAUACAAGAUUAAAUUAGCAUUAGCAAGCCUGUUUGUUGAUAAAACUACAAAAAAUGCUUAUUCACAAUAUUUUUAGUUCAUUUAUGUUACACAAAGCUUUUUCACAUUCCAAACUGUCAUUUGCACUUUAUAAAUUAGAGUUCAUACUGUUUUUUUCAAUGAUAUUUUAAUAUAAAUUAUUGUUUUUGGGUACCAAAAUUCAAAUAAUUGUGAAUAUGAAGUACUCCAGUACAUUUCAUAUCGUUGUUAUGUGGUAAAAUUUGUUCAUAUAUGAACACUCACAAAUAUUUGUGUCAUUUCAUACUAUUAGCUUACUAGUAAUGAUGACAUGCAACAGAUUUAAGAGGAAAAAUGUGUAUCUUGCCAUUAUGUUUAAGUAUUAUUUUGCUUAAAGCUAUUUACUCUUGUGCAGUACAGUAUUUUUGCCUAUGUGAUUUUAUGUAUAUUAUUUUUCUGUUUUGUUUAUAUUUAAGUAAGCUUUUUGUGCAAUUUCGUCAAUAAAUAUACAUACAGUGAA
Messenger RNA from Diabrotica balteata, 5947 nucleotides. NCBI's taxonomy places the organism in Eukaryota, Metazoa, Arthropoda, Insecta, Coleoptera, Chrysomelidae. The record is from the annotation of a GenBank genome assembly.